AUGGAGAAACUGGAGGAGCCACGUGAUCGAGUCUGUUGCAUCAUCUACGAUUCAGUGAUGUACUUUGCAGAAGCUGUGGUUGCUCAUCUCAAGAUUCCAAGUAUACACUAUCACAGUAGCAGUGAUUCCUAUGUUUUAGCUUGCCAUGCAACUCCUUGCCUUCUUAAACAAGGUUAUAUUCCCUUACAAG
Ilex paraguariensis (yerba mate) is the source of this 190-nucleotide messenger RNA. NCBI's taxonomy places the organism in Eukaryota, Viridiplantae, Streptophyta, Magnoliopsida, Aquifoliales, Aquifoliaceae. The record is from the annotation of a GenBank genome assembly.